Molecule: messenger RNA, 570 nt
Organism: Miscanthus lutarioriparius
Lineage: Eukaryota; Viridiplantae; Streptophyta; Magnoliopsida; Poales; Poaceae
Source: the annotation of a GenBank genome assembly
AUGGCUUCGAGCUCGCAAUCCACGCCGUUCGGAGCGUCGCACUCGGCCUACAGAGACGAACUUCGCAUUCCAGAGCUCGAGCCCUACAGAGAUGAAGCAGGAUUCUUGCCAUUGGUACCUUGCUCCAAGUGCGGAACCCUUCUCAUCGGUCGCGUUUCACAUAAGGAGGGUAGCAAGGGGAAGCGGUUCUACAAGUGUCCACUGUUGGAGCAUACCGAUUAUGCCUGUCGCACAUACUACUUUGAAGAACACUAUGUCCCUUUGUUGGUCUCCAAAGGUGUUCUUCCUCGCCAUUUCAGUCAGCUUAGAGGUCGUGAUGGCAUGGGGCUGGAGGUGAUGAAGGAUGGCAAGGACAUGUUGAAGGCCUGCCAAGGUGUUGAUGCCUGCCAAGAACUGAUGGAGAGUGCAGUCAUUCAUCUCAAAGAUUCAGAGGCACUGCUUAAGGCAUUAGUUGAUAGCAAUAGCAAAUUGAUGACAAAGAUGGAUAAGAUUGGAGAGAGACUGCUUGUAGUCGGUGCUGUAAAGGUGUUUAUUUUAGUUUUAGUUUUGUUAGUGUUGUUGGUUAAGUGA